Messenger RNA from Rana temporaria (common frog), 1699 nucleotides. RefSeq names its product G-protein coupled receptor 61-like. Lineage: Eukaryota; Metazoa; Chordata; Amphibia; Anura; Ranidae. The transcript has a single exon. The record is from RefSeq and is a predicted model, not a curated record. Gene Ontology annotation, molecular function: G protein-coupled receptor activity. Gene Ontology annotation, cellular component: signaling receptor complex; endosome; plasma membrane. Gene Ontology annotation, biological process: G protein-coupled receptor signaling pathway. The coding region runs from base 138 to 1496 and encodes 452 amino acids.
GUCGGUGCAGGGAGCCAGCACUCCCCUAUACACGCCUGUGGGGCUGGAGAUAGGUAUGGCAUUAGUAGGGCAUUGGUAGCCGUGUACGGAGGGGAUGCUUCGUGCUAGGAAAGGUCCAGGUGAGAGGAGCUCCGGAGAUGACCAAUGCUAGGCUGCAUUGGAUGGGGAUGGCCGAUCACCCGUGUGUUAAUGGAAGCACUAACUGCUCGUCCGGCUCGUUCUCGUCUCUGGAGGCGGUGGCGGACUCCAUCCCCCGGUAUGUCGGGCUCUUCUUCAUGCUUCUGCUGGACCUGGGCGCCGUGCUGGGGAACGUGGCGGUGGCCGCCGUCAUCCUGAAGACGCCCCAGCUCCGGAAAUUCCUCUUCGUCGUCCACCUGUGUAUUAUAGACACCUUGGCUGCCAUGACGGUGAUGCCGCUGGGGAUGGUGGCCAGCUCCGGGAAGGUGGCAUUCGGGGAGAGCCUGUGCCAAGCCUACAUCUCCUUGGAGGUUUGCUUCAGCAGCGCGUCCAUCCUCACUGUGUCUGCCAUCCAUAUCGAACGGUAUUAUUACAUCGUACACCCAAUGAGAUAUGAAGUCAAGAUGACCUUGGGUCUGGCCAUCUCGGUCCUCAUCUUCAUCUGGCUGCAGGCGUCCUUGACGUCCACCGUGCCCUUCCUGCCAUCGGCCGGCAGCGGCUCCAACAAUGCCAGCCUGGUCAACGCCACCCGGUGCUCCCUGCAGAGGAAUGCAGGGGGGCACAGGAAAGUCUUCGUCACCUUCUUCGUCUUGGUGUAUUUUGUGUUACCUCUGGUCAUCAUAGUGACAGUCUACUGCAACGUCUUCAAGGUGGCCAGGAUAGCUGCCAUGCAACAUGGACCUCUACCUUCCUGGGCAGCAAGCCCUCGCCAGAGGUCCAACUCCACUGGCAGUAGAACCAACAUCAUGCCAGGGGACAGGUCCCAAAGAGGUUCCCCAGACAGGACGUUGGGGGGAGCGAAAGCGGCCUUCACCCUCAUGAUCAUAGGUGGCCAGUUUGUCAUGUGCUGGUUUCCUUACUUCGUCUACCAUGUCCAAAACGCCCUAGAGAACAACUACAAAGCCUCUGGAACCAAAUGGGAGAACAUUGUCAAGUGGCUUGCUUACACCUCCUUUACAGUCAACCCUUUCUUUUAUGGUUGCCUGAACAGGCAGAUCCGAACCGAACUUGCCAGGAUCCCCAAAUGUUUCCUAAAACAGUCUUUGGAUGAGCAGCUAGGCCUCUCCAGCCAUGAAGGCUCUGUAGAGGAGAACUUUCUUCAGUUCCUUCAAAGAACCAGCUGUGUGGUGGACAGAAGAAACAGCUUCCCAACAUCCACCGCCUCUAGGCUGCUGGUCAAUCAAAGUACUUUGAGCUUUAGGAUCCCAGGGCAAAUUUUGGAAGAAACCCCAGAGUUGAUGGAACAGGAUUCGUCUGAAGCUUUCAGAAGUCUACAGAUGUGUACGAGGCAAGCAAACACCCUGGGGGUGACAAAGUGAACCCAACUUUUUUUGGUGACUUUUUUUAAGGGUUGAUUGAUCAGUUGACUAAAUGUGUCCCAUGUGAAAACAAAUAGGCAUAAUGAGUAGUGGGUGAAGUGCGUCAUCUACAGUACUAGGCAAGGAAACAGCCUUGGGGUGACAAAGUGAACCCAACUUUUUUGGUGACAUUUUGAGGGUUGGUUGACCAAAUGUGUUCCAUG